Molecule: messenger RNA, 205 nt
Organism: Xyrichtys novacula (pearly razorfish)
Lineage: Eukaryota; Metazoa; Chordata; Actinopteri; Labriformes; Labridae
Source: the annotation of a GenBank genome assembly
UGUUUGUGUCUUUUUCAUUUUUGAGGACAUGUCCGGGAAAUUCCCUAAUCCACAGAUCAGUGCAGCCAAAACCCGCUGGAAUCAGAGGAUCUUUCCUCCUGAAUCAGAAAAAUAUGUCGUCUUGACUGAAAGCUCGGACUCUAAUGUCGCAGAAAUGAACAGCAUGAAUGAAAAGGAGCAGGGACAGAACCGCAAGUAUAAAUGA